AGAGCGAGAAGAGGGGCAGAAACAGAAAAACUGAGAGAAAUAAAGCAGCUGUACUUCUCUAGCAGAGCUCUUUGACAAGCCGAGCGCUUGAGGAUCGACUGUAACUCAAUCUGAUACUGUAACUGUUCGCUUCUGCUGCUGCAUUCAACAUGUUGCAGACGGCUAAACAGCUUCCCUGGAUAUCGCUGACAUCGCCAUUGUUUGACUAAAGAUGGACACACUAGAGUCUGAGCUGACCUGCCCAAUCUGUCUGGAGCUUUUUGAAGACCCUCUACUGCUGCCCUGCGCCCACAGUCUGUGCUUCAACUGCGCCCACCGCAUCCUGGUGUCCCACUGCACAUCACUGGACGAGUCUUCCAAACCGUUCUCCGCUUUCCAGUGUCCCACCUGCCGCUAUGUCAUCACCCUCGACCAGCAAGGCCUAGACGGACUAAAGCGCAACGUCACUCUGCAGAACAUAAUAGACCGCUUCCAGAAGGCCUCCCUGAGUGGACCCAACUCCCCGAACGAAACCCGCCGCUGCACCCCAUCGCGCAACCACCGUGACCAGUUCCCGUCUAGCCUGGAUGAGGGCACAGCCAUGAGUUCCUCAUGUGAGCCAGUCCAAUGCCAGUUCUGCGAGCAGGACCCGCCGCAGGACGCCGUGAAGACUUGCGUCACCUGCGAGGUGUCGUACUGCCAGGAAUGUUUAAGGGCGACGCACCCCAACAAGAAGCCCUUCACGGGGCACCGGCUGACGGAGCCUCUGCCGGACUCACGCCUCAGAGGUCUGGCCUGUCCGGAGCACAGCGAGGAAAAGGUCAAUAUGUACUGCAUCACCGACGAACAGCUCAUUUGUUCACUGUGCAAACUGGUGGGACAUCACCGCGAGCAUCAGGUGUCGGCAUUAGGAGAGAGAUAUGACAAGCUGAAGCAAAUGUUGGAUUCCAACCUCAGCAAUUUGAUCAAGAGGAACAAUGAGUUAGAAAACCUGAUGGGGAAGUUGAUACAGACAUGUCAACAUGUGGAGCACAACGCAGCUCAUCAGGAGAGUAAACUAGCAGAGGAAUGUGAUCUUCUGAUAAACAUCGUCCAGCAGAGAAGACAAAUUAUUGGCACAAAGAUACGGGAAGGAAAGGUGGUGCGGUUAAGAAAACUCGCACAGCAGAUCACCAACUGUAAACAGUUCAUAGAAAGAUCAUCAUCUCUCAUAACUCAAGCUGAUCAGGCUCUGAAAGAAACCGAUCACGCCCGCUUCCUACAGACGGCCAAGAGCAUCGCUGAGAGAGUCUCCAUGGCAACCGCAUCCUCACAGGUCCUGAUCCCAGAGAUAAACCUGAAUGACACGUUUGAUGCGUUCGUGCUGGACUUUGCCAGAGAGAAGAAGAUGCUGGAGGGUCUGGAUUACCUCACAGCUCCAAAUGCCCCGACCAUCCGCGAGGAGCUCUGCACAGCAUCUCAUGACACCAUCACCGUCCACUGGACCUCAGAGGAUGAAUUCAGCAUUGUUUCCUAUGAGCUUCAGUACACCAUCUGCACCGGACACACCAACCUCGUCAGUCUUUGUAACUCCAUGGACAGCUGGAUGAUCGUACCCAACAUCAAACAAAACCAUUACACGGUUCACGGCCUGCAGAGCGGGACAAGGUACAUCUUCAUCGUGAAGGCCAUGAAUCAGGCCGGGAGUCGCAGCAGCCCACCUGGCAAACUGAAGACAAACAGUCAGCCGUUUAAACUCGACCCAAAGUCUGCACACAGGAAGUUAAAGGUGUCACAUGACAGUUUGACUGUGGAACGGGACGAGGCUUCAUCUAUGAAAAGCCAUGCACAGGACCGCUUCGGCAGCUCUGGGAACUAUGGAGUCACUGGAAACGUGUACAUUGAUAGUGGACGUCACUACUGGGAAGUUCUGAUUGGAGGAAGCACAUGGUUUGCCGUUGGAAUUGCGUAUAAGUCAGCUCCUAAACACGGAUGGGUGGGCAAAGACUCUGCGUCAUGGGUGCUCUGUCGCUGUAACACCUCAUGGGCUGUGAGACAUAAUGGGAAAGAGUAUCCGGUCGAGCCGUCUCCUCAUAUGCGGCGUCUAGGCGUUCUGCUGGACUACGACACCGGAUCUUUAGCUUUCUACGACGCCGCUGGAACGCAACACCUGUACACCUUCGACGUAGCUUUCUCACAACCCAUCUGCCCCGUGUUUAGCGUGUGGAACAAGUGCUUGACCGUCCUCACGGGUCUGCCUAUACCUGACCAUUUAGAGGUCAGUGACCCCCAAGAUUGACUUGAUAGGCCGGAAUCAACAUCGGUCUCGGGAGAUCCGAUCACAUGUGGUAAAUACAGGUGUAAACAGGGUCAACUGCUAAUUCAUCCUAAAAUGUCACAGACAACAGUGAAGGACCGCCCACUCACCUGUCAAUCAAUCACUGAAGUGCAAAUAUAAAAGAAAAUUUGCUGUUUUUCUAGAAAUCCAUUUAAACAUUUUUGUUUUGCAAAGAAAUUUGUAGAUAGUUGCGCACUCUUUUAAAACUGCCUGACACAUAUCAUGGCACACACUUGUGUGUAGUCCACUUUAGGCUUCACUUAAUAACACUGACCUUUUUAGUCACAUUUAGUGACGAUCUUUUAUAUGAUUCAUACUUUAUCAACAUGCAUUGACACAGUGAUGAAUUGACUGAUGUAUGAAACCAGAGACUCAAACCAGAAAUCUGAGGUUCAACAGGAGACACCCAUUAUUGAAAUGGUUAUUACAUGUGUGAUGGGAUCUCCCAAACCGAUCUUAAUAGCAGAUGUAAAACCUUGAGAGGCUUACAAAACUAGACCAAAAUCUCAUAUUUUGGCUGAAUGAGUCCACGAUACCAGUCCUGAUAUCAAUAAAUAAGAAUAUAAUGUGCUUCACCUACAUUCCAUGAUUGAGCACCUUAAAUAAUACUUACUGUUGAUGUCUGAACAGAAUUAUUUAUGAAUCUUUUAACCCCUUUUUUUUUCUUAUGUCACGCACCUUGGGUCACUUUAUGUACGUGUUCAAUAGGGUUUUGAUUAUAACCUGAUAUAUACAGAUUAACAACGAAAUCUUGACCUUUAGUUACAGUGUUAAGUUUAGUUGCAUUGAAUAGGGACACUUUCAUCUGUGCUCACAUGAUUUAAUUGAGUGUUUUCUCAUUAUUAGUAUGAAACAAUCUGCUCUGGUAAUGGUCCUCAUCUAUCCUGUCUUCCUGAAAUAUUGGCUAUGUUCAGAAUGGAUUACUAACUUUCUGCUUACGGAAUAAUGUGUAGUAUGAACUGUUCACUACUUGUAGUACGCUAUUUUUUAUUUUUAAAUGGUAUGUGAAACAAUGCACUAUUGCACAAAACAUUUAAAAGUAGUACAUCAGCGAGUGGUGCACAGUUAUCAUCUCAGAAAUAGAAAUCCUUUGUUUUGUUUUUUGCAUUUUUAAAAGUUUUCAUAUAAAUGUCUUGUCUUUGGCAGUCUAAGGGAACGGAUAUUAAAAAUGAAUGCAGUUCAUGUUACUUCCAGUUUAUUUUUGUUACACUGGAAAUGCAGGGUUGAGCACAAUCAUGGAUACAGAACUGCAAUGCCAUCAUAUUCUGUACUGCACCUUAGGUCAUCUGGAUAUUCUAUGCAUAGAUUUGCGUACUGUGCACAGUGUAACUAUAUACUGCUGUAGUAUAGUAUAGAUGUACAGUGUGAUAAUAAUGGUGUGCUAUUCUGAACACAGCCAUAUAUUGUACUUGCACUUUUUAUAUCUGACCCUUGACCUUGUAACACUGCAAGACAACUGUGACAUACUAUUUAACCUUUUACUAUUUAAAGGUUUAUGGUUCCCCUUUAAAUUGCUGUGAUUGUCAUGUGACAUUAAAUAAAAAUGCCAAAGUUUGAUUAUAAUAUAAAUUUUCCAUCUUCAUCCCUGUGUCCUCAGGAUUUGUCAUUUUCACAGAUUUGUGUUGAAUAGACCAACCAAAAGCACAAAAAGUUUGAGCAAAACCUGCUUUUAGUCAUAAAAGUAAUCUGAAUAAAGAUUUAAUCUCUUAUUAGAAACGUUUUAUUACAGUUGCAGAUUAAGUGGCACCUUUUACUGCACUUUAUUCAGUUCUUAGGUUUUAUUUUCCUGAUUAGAACUUGUUUUUUUGUAAUUGUUUCAAUAUUGUAUAGUGUUAUAUUUUGUAAUCCAAUUUUUUUCUGAAGUAGAAAAUAUUGUAAAUAAUGUCCUGGCAUGGAAUAAUAAAAUGGUUUGUCCCAUUAUAAA
Messenger RNA from Paramisgurnus dabryanus, 4220 nucleotides. RefSeq names its product midline 1 (gene mid1). Lineage: Eukaryota; Metazoa; Chordata; Actinopteri; Cypriniformes; Cobitidae. Gene Ontology annotation, molecular function: protein binding; zinc ion binding. The record is from RefSeq and is a predicted model, not a curated record. Gene Ontology annotation, biological process: regulation of microtubule cytoskeleton organization. Gene Ontology annotation, cellular component: cytoplasm.